CUCCUUCCUGAGAAUACCCACUUUCAUUCUCCUCCAAGCUCACAAAAAAGAAGAAGGAUGAACAGCGGAGUGUGCGUGUGUGUGAUCCUGGCUGCACUUUCUGCCUCCUGUUUGGGUCGGCCCCGCUCCUCUGAUGACAGCGCUCUCCCCUCGCAGCUGGACACCAGUUUAAGUGAUCGCCACCGGCUCGUCCGCUCCACCAGCCUCACCCUCAAACAGCAGUCGGCAGACACAGACCCAGACACCCGUGCCAACCUCAGCGAACUGCUGGCCAAACUCAUCUCCAAAAAAGGUUCUGUUCGUCGCAACUCCUCCAUGAACAACAGAGCAAACAGCAUUAACCACCGGAUAAAAGAUCGGGAUUAUGUGGGCUGGAUGGAUUUUGGCCGACGGAGUGCUGAGGAAUAUGAAUACUCAUCAUAAAAUCCAUAUAUCACACGGUUGCUCAUCCACAAAUAAAGAGUAUAUUUAUUACUACUAUUGUUAUUAUUAUUCUAAUGUACAUUUGUUAAGAAACCAGUAUAAUGCAAUAUACACAUACGCCUAAUUUUGCAAAAAAAGACAAAAAAAGUCUCGAAGUAUUGUUGUUGGUUUUCAGUCUUGUCAUUUUAUUUGAUUUUAUUUGUCACGUAUGCGGUGGCUUUUGCAUAAAGAGAACCAUUAAGCUGAUGUGCUUUGUCAGAUUCAUGAAACUACAGUUUUCAAUAAAUCAGGUCAGCAUUCAACUUUGGCCUUAAAUC
Messenger RNA from Puntigrus tetrazona (Sumatra barb), 740 nucleotides. It is a transcript of the gene cckb, whose product is annotated as cholecystokinin b. The coding region runs from base 58 to 423 and encodes 121 amino acids. The record is from RefSeq and is a predicted model, not a curated record. Gene Ontology annotation, molecular function: neuropeptide hormone activity. Gene Ontology annotation, cellular component: extracellular region; axon. Gene Ontology annotation, biological process: digestion. The transcript is spliced from 3 exons. Lineage: Eukaryota; Metazoa; Chordata; Actinopteri; Cypriniformes; Cyprinidae.